Messenger RNA from Vitrella brassicaformis, 993 nucleotides. The record is from the annotation of a GenBank genome assembly. NCBI's taxonomy places the organism in Eukaryota, Vitrellaceae.
GUGCUUGAAUGCAGCGUCACGGUGAACGUGAACUGGGUGGGACUUGACGGACAUAGACCUCACAACGACACCGAGCACAACGAAUGAGAAGGACGACAGCACGACGGCCCCCGAAGGCAGGAAGGGCCUGCCUGACAGCCCUUGUCGUGGCCGUGCUCAUGGGGCUCCUCCUUUUCUGGUGCUGGACGGCCUUGCUCGAGCCGGCGCUGCUUAAGAGGAUGCAGAGAGGCGUCUGGUUCGUGUAUCUAAAGCCCUCGGCACACCUCUGGGACACUCUGCACGCAGCUGCUGACCCGCAAGGCGGCUUGUGGGGCUACAAGGCGAACGUCCACGGUGAAAUCGACACCUUUAUCUCAGCGAGACACCCGCAUUAUCGCUCUCUCUGGGAUACGGCAUGCAACUUGGGAUACCUCCUGACGCGGCUGGCCCAUAGUCAUCCUAAUGCGACGCAUUACGGCAGCGAUAUCAGCCCUUUGAUGGUCAACGUCACGCAGAAGAGAUGUGAUGGCCACUGUGUCACCGCUCCCUCCGACCUAUUCUCCCUCCAACAGCACGACACACGUCUGCCAAGAGCAUUCCCACGGGCGUUCGACUUGGUUAUCGUGUCGGAUGUGCUGUACUAUGCCAAGUGGCGCGGCCUCCCCCCGGUACUCUGGCAGUAUGGCCUUCUUCCAAGCUGGCUCAUCUCUGCUUCCCAGCAUUCAUUCUGGGACCGUUUGAGAAGCCUGGCGUGUUCUGAGGUCAUUCUAUCAAAUCACGAGAACAAUCCGGCUGUGUUGGGGCUGAUGACAGCCAUGGGCGCCACCCCCGUGAUGCCCAAGAAGACGAUAUGGACAGCUAAAGGGACCGCUCCGCGCGAGGCUUGCAAUGGGAGUGGCGAGGAGGAGAGAGACGCAGUGGUUGGCUCCUCUAGUGUGUCUCACAUGAAGGGGAAACCACGGGGAUUUGCUCUUGCGCCUGGCCGCUGAUAAGUGGGUUGUUGCAUGCAUAUCG